Molecule: messenger RNA, 1254 nt
Organism: Colossoma macropomum (tambaqui)
Lineage: Eukaryota; Metazoa; Chordata; Actinopteri; Characiformes; Serrasalmidae
Product: pancreatic secretory granule membrane major glycoprotein GP2-like
Exons: 13
Coding region: 59-1171 (370 amino acids)
Source: RefSeq, a predicted model, not a curated record
UCAGCUGCUACAUUGCUCUAGACACAGCGCUACCAGCCUGCAACUUGAUUAACCCAAAAUGAGGUCUCUGCUUCCCCUGUGCUUGACCGUCCUGCUCUUUAUGAGUGAGAUGGUGAACUCCUCAUUUGGCGAUGGGUCAGGAGGAAACGAACACGGGUCAGGAGGAUUUGAAGAUGGCGAGGGGUCAGGAGGAUACGAUGAUGAGGAAUAUGAACACGAAAGGUGUGAGCAUCUGCACUGCACCCGGAACGAGGUGUGUAAGGAGAGAAAUGGCCAUUUUGGCUGCGCUUGUGGAAGGCACAAUCCAAAGCCCAACCCUGAUUCUUUUGAUGUCCAUGAGUCAUGUCACGGCGGCUCUGGGUCGGUGUCUCUGUCCCGCUGUCAGCUCUUUGAUGCUGGAUUUCCUGCCGAGUACCUCCACCUGAAUGAUCGCCACUGCAAAGGGAUGAUCGAGGACGGCAGGGUGGAUUUCCAUUUCGACUACCAUGAACACGUCUGUGGCACAAUUCUGGAGACGAACAAAACACACUUCAUCUACAAGAACGCCGUUCAGAUGGUUUACGGCCCGGUUCAUUUGAUCAAUCGUGACAGCUGGCUGGCCAUUAACUUCUCCUGUGUGUACCCACUUAUCAAGAGCAUCUCCAUGCCCAUGUCCAUCUUGGCCAAGGAGAGUGUGGUCUACAAGGACUUGCCUGGUGAAGAGGGCACAUACCAGAUCCGCAUGGUGCCCUACAAAGAUGCUUCAUUCACACAUUCUUACGGUGGUAAUUUUGAGCUUGAAGUGAACCACCAUGUCUUUGUGGGCGUGGAGGUGGAAGGAGUCGACGGACAACAGUUCUCCCUUGUGCUGGACAACUGCUGGGCAACUCCACACAAUGACAUCACCGACAAUGUUCGCUGGGACCUGAUCGUUAAUGAGUGUCCCAGCCGUAGGGAUGACUCAGUGAGGGUGUUGCAGAACGGAGUCUCGACAUCCAGCCGCUUCUCCUUCAGGAUGUUCACCUUCACUGAACUGUCUGAUCGUAUCUUCCUGCACUGCAAGGUUCACCUGUGCCUGCGGAAGAGUGGUCGCUGCGCACGGUCAUGCAAUCGUCACCAUGGGGAACAUGGUUCAAGGAGACGCAGAUCUUUGGACUUCCAUGACACAGCUGCCAUUAGCAUGGGCUUCUGAUUUACUGUUUGAAAGCUCCAUUUAUUAUGAUGCAACUCUAUUGUUUAAUCUGUAAUUAAUCAAAUUGAAGUAAUUAUUUACUC